AUGGAGGCCAUUGGAAAUGCAGGUUCUGCCAUAGGCAUAUUGUCCAAAGAUGGGGUUGUGUUGAUAGGUGAAAAGAAAGUCACUUCCAAGCUCCUUCAAAGCUCAACAUCACCUGAGAAGAUGUACAAGAUUGAUGACCAUGUAGCAUGUGCUGUGGCUGGAAUAAUGUCUGAUGCCAACAUUCUUAUCAACACAGCCAGGGUCCAAGCACAGCGCUAUACUUUUGCUUACCAAGAGCCCAUGCCCGUUGAGCAGCUAGUCCAGUCUCUAUGUGACACGAAACAAGGCUACACGCAGUUUGGUGGACUCCGUCCAUUUGGUGUUUCGUUUCUGUUUGCUGGCUGGGAUAAAAAUUAUGGCUUCCAGCUUUACAUGAGUGACCCAAGCGGAAACUAUGGUGGCUGGAAGGCUGCAGCCAUUGGAGCAAACAAUCAGGCGUCUCAAUCAAUGCUUAAGCAGGACUACAAGGAUGAUAUGACAAGAGAAGAGGCGGUACAACUUGCACUUAAGGUGCUCAGUAAGACAAUGGACAGCACAAGUCUUACUUCAGAGAAGCUUGAACUGUCUGAAGUAUUCCUCUCUUCUGGUAAAGUGAAGUAUCAGGUGUGCUCUCCAGAAGCCCUGAGCAAGUUGUUAGUGAAAUUUGGUAUGACCCAACCAGCCCCUGAGGCUUCUUAA
Ilex paraguariensis (yerba mate) is the source of this 678-nucleotide messenger RNA. NCBI's taxonomy places the organism in Eukaryota, Viridiplantae, Streptophyta, Magnoliopsida, Aquifoliales, Aquifoliaceae. The record is from the annotation of a GenBank genome assembly.